CGCUCGAUCUUGUUGCGAUUGGCAUCAAUGUCAUUUGAAAUGCCUGUUGACUUAUCACGUGUGUGUCCAAAUUGUCGGAUGUUAUCACAGCGUGAUGAGUCAGCACGCCGCUCGACAUGCGUCAGGAUAAUCGAUGGCGAUUGCAAUAUAAGCUCCCAUCAACUAGGCAACGACGUGAUAUACCGAAAGAGAGAGGCCUCGAAACGUAACUACAAACUUCCUAUUUCCUAUUGACCGACGAGUCGUUCGUUUCAUUUCAAGUUUCCAAAGAUGUUUUAUCACCUCUCGUGACGUUAUAUGUAAAAAGAAUUUCAUGUAAAUAAAUUUGUAGCAGGAGACAUCGAAGGAUAUGCUUUGGAGACAAGUGAGAAUUUACAGAUGAAAAACUCACAAGUAUUGAUAUCGAUGUACUGUAAAUAGUUUCAUUUUUAUCGUAAACAAUUUAUAUAAUGCUAAACAAAAGAUAUUUAAUUGAUAUUCCAAAACCGCGUGUGUAUGUUACAUUAAAAACAUUUUUAAAAAGUCUCGAGAUUAUUAUAUUAAUGAAAAUUCUUAAUGAAAAUAAUGUUCUCUUCUAAAUUCUCAUUUAUAUCUCGCAUUUGCCUCAAUCUCUCGUUGCCGACUGGCAAUAUUGCAGUAUAGGAUUUCUUCGUUUCUAAUAAAAUUAUAUAUACAUUAUAUAUGUAGACGCGGCACCGAUAAAUAAGGUGACUGUAGAUAGCCGACGAAUAGCCUUCCGAGGGUAUACACAUUUUGCCACUUGAUCUCGUUAGUUUUCUACAGUCAACAGAAAAUUAAUCCAAUACAUACAUAUGUAUAAUGCAAAAUCCUUGCAUUAUGCACUAUAUGUAUAAAGAAAGUAAACUCUAAUACCUUCUUCUAAAAAAAAAAGAAAAAAAAGAAAAAGUUUAUGGCUGCAAUGCUAACAAAUGGAUAUGUAAAAGUUAAAAUUUUUUAAGAAGAAUUACAUGAUCGAUUUUCGGGCAGAGGUUUUUAUAUUUGACUUAUCAACGAUUACUUCGAGUUUCGAUGAUAAAAUUUUCAGCAAAGGCGCAAUUCUUGUGGCGAAACUCGAAAAUAUAUUUUUGUGUUAAUCAUUUUGUGUGUUGCGCUCAUCUCAUCGAUCCCGUUUUUCUCUGCAAAUAGCCGUCACUAAAAAUAAAGCACCUUCCCUGGUUGUCGGUUUCGUGGAGAAUCGUGUUGCGCGAUACUCCGAUCUGCGCUUUGCCCCCGAAACCGUCGCCACGAGCGGAUUUACAUGAUCGACGGCCUCAUGUUUAUUCAUGUAACCUUCCGCAUGGUCAUAUUAAUACACGCCGCUGCGAUAAUUACCGAUGCCGGACGUACAUUCGCUUCGGCGUCCAUCGCAUAAGCGCGACAUCACAUUAUUCAUCAAAGUAUAUAUUGCAGCAUAGUUAAUUUUUAUUUGUAUUUUUGGAAUGUUUAGAGCUAGAAUUUACAAAUUUCUUACAUUUCACUAUCUCUCAAUAUUGUCUUUUCUUACGAUAGUUUAAAGACCCAAGUUCCGUUAGACGCGAGAGUCUCUGAUCGCAGAUGGAUCCGCGUGCGCGUUCUCCGCGUCGCUUUCCGAACAAAAUUUCGACGCCGGGAUAAAUUUGGAACAACCGCCUCGCGGAUGUAACUCAACUGCGCCCCACGUUUCUGCCUUAGUUUCGUGUCGAGGAAUAUGCGAGAGUCACACGCGUCUCUUUAUGGCGGAAAUCGUGCUCGGUUUGCGAGUGAACGUGUGGUUUAUGCUGUGUCUAUGUUGAAAGGUCCUUUGGAGUUCUAAAGAAUCAUUGGAGAAUUUGAAAAACGAUCGAAAGAGAUUGAUCUUUCGUAAUUGUAUGAUUAACCGCAAUUAUCGUCACAGCUCUGAUGACCGGAGAGAAAAUCUAAUUAUUAGCAAUUAAAGCUAAGUGAUGAAGGUAAAGCGCGGUUUCGCGCUCACUAUGUAAAUGGAAAAUGUAAUAAGAGGAUACCCACGAUCUAAAGGAGGCAAAUAGAAAAUGCCACGCGCGCGAACGGAGGUGUUCGACGUGGUGGAAGUGGAGAAACCGUCGAGGUGCAUCAAAUUCCUCCGGCUGCUGUGGAAAUUCAGCAGAUGCGUCUUCUCUCACGUGACGCUAAUCUCCUUGGUGGUUGCUUAUUGUCUAAUCGGCGCAUAUGCUUUCGAGUCACUGGAAGCGAAUUACGAAAGGGAGGUGAAGAAGAGCAUCAAGAGUAUACGAGGAAACGUUUCGGAAAAGUUAUGGGAAAUCACCAAGGAUUUCGACGUGUUGAUUCGCGAAAAUUGGACGGAGCAAGCGUUGAGCGAGCUGAAGAAAUUUGAAGAUAGUCUUCUGAAAAAAAUGGAGAAGGAAGGAUGGGAUGGCAGCGAAGAGGAGGAUAAUAUUCAAUGGACAUUCGCUGGUGCUCUGUUUUAUUCCAUUAUCGUCAUCACGACGAUUGGAUACGGUCAUAUUGCGCCGAAAACGAAGAAUGGAAAAGUAGUAACUAUUUUUUACGCCAUCCUCGGCAUCCCGCUCAUGUUGCUCUGCCUGUCAAACAUCGGAGACGUGAUGGCAUCGAGUUUUAGGUUUCUAUAUUGGAAAGUGUGCUGUUACGUAUGCACAAAACCACCAAAGAAACGACGAGGACGUAAUAACCUGGUUAGAUCGUAUUCUGUUCGUCAACCAGGGAGAUAUGCAUCAAGCAGAGGCCCGUUUCGCCGAUCCAUCAGAGUGAGUCAACGAUCAGCUGAUUCGGCCUUAGGCCUCUCUGAAAGUAUGACAAAGUCCUCGUACUCUGACACCGAUUGUAGGUACAUGUCUCGACGACCGGAAGCAGGUGAAUCAAAGGCAAUUGCUUAUGCACCUUCCUCAUGCACAAAUCAUCCAAUGGAAAUUAAAGCUGCAACUAUACCACGUUAUUCGGAUAUUCCAGUGGCGACCCCGAGAAGCGUAAGAGCUAGUCCGAGAAUAACGACACAGUCGCUGGACAGAAAAUUGCUGAUGAAUCCGAAUGAAGCGGAUCGCUCGCCAGUUUUAUGCAACAGAUACGCAUUGGAUGAUUUGGAAGACGAAGCAUCGAGGUGGCGACAGUCGCCACAAGAUAAGGCCGAGAACUCGGAGAAACCGCAAAGCAACGAAACGACCGAAGAGUUGGAUGGCGUUGAAAAACGAACUUGCUUUAGUCCCAGGUCCUUGCCGAGGAGAUGUCUUUCUGUCGAAGGAGCCACGACGACGAAUCAUAGAACGAGCUCGUCGUCAGGACCCCGACCAUCUUCCAUUUAUUUGGAAAUGGAAUAUAUGAGAAGGUCACAGUCUACUAAAAGUAGACGUACCAGGAGCAAUUAUUCUGUCGCACGCUCUUACAAACGGGGACCACCGCCGUCGCCGAGGAUAAUGUCGCCGAUGGGAUUUGCCGUGCAUCGACAGGUUUAUGCCGACGAUAUUGAUUUUGACUACGAGUACUCUACCUCUGCGGAUGAUCAGGAAAGGCAGCCGACCAAGCCUGUGCCUAUUUGGCUGUGCGUCUUUCUUGUAGUCAGUUACAUAUUUGGCGGCGCUUAUCUUUUCAGCGAAUGGGAAAAGUGGCCGUUCCUCGACUCGGCUUACUUCUGUUUCAUCACGUUGACUACCAUCGGUUUUGGCGACUUUGUGCCGGCAUACAAGUUGGACGCGCAGAAGGGCAUCGCCCUUUGUUCUCUCUACUUGCUAUUUGGAAUUGCCCUGUUGGCAAUGAGCUUUAAUCUGGUGCAAGAGGAGGUCAUCAACAACGUGAAGAGCGUCGCAAAGAGGUUGGGUAUCAUCAAAGAGACCGACGAGGAGGAGGAAGAGGAGGAGGAGGAGGAGGAGGGGGGGGAGGGCGAGGACUACGAGGAAUACGACGCAGAGUACGAAGAUGAGGUCUAUGAAAACGAGCCCAAGCUCUGAUCUCGCGGUUUUCAGCUUACUAUUCGACGAGAUCGGGGACGCGAAUCAUCCGUCUUCGUAUACAUGCUAUAAGAUCCAGGGAACUUCUCGGUUCACGUCUCAAUCGACAUAUGAGUCAGUUUCGUGCAGAUACAGAUCUCGCGCGUGGAUCGAGUGAUCUGGUUCUUUUCGCGCGAGUCUUGUCAAGAAUUAUUUCGUACAUAAAUGCAUAUAAAAUCAAUUUAGCUCAAUUAUCUUUUUCCACGUAAAAAUACUCCAAUUGACUAUUUUCAACCUUUUCAUAUUUGAAACAAUACGUUGAGAAUAUUAUUAUUAAGAAAAUUACAAUUGUUAAGUGUAUAUCAAUGGUAAAGAGAGAACUGAACUACAGCUUGCAAACAUUGCGAGCUGAAAAUAGCGCUGUAUAGUAUUGCUGUGUACCUACAUACAGGUAUAUACGAGUCUGAGAAUUAGUUUCUAUAAAAUGAAUAGGAGAACAAUUAUGGAAUGCAAUUAAAUUUGCAUACACUUUGCA
This is a messenger RNA of Vollenhovia emeryi, 4431 nucleotides long. RefSeq lists its product as uncharacterized. The record is from RefSeq and is a predicted model, not a curated record. Gene Ontology annotation, molecular function: potassium ion leak channel activity. Gene Ontology annotation, cellular component: membrane. Gene Ontology annotation, biological process: potassium ion transmembrane transport; stabilization of membrane potential. Bases 2010 to 3917 code for a protein of 635 amino acids. The transcript is spliced from 12 exons. Lineage: Eukaryota; Metazoa; Arthropoda; Insecta; Hymenoptera; Formicidae.